CUCCGUUAAUACAUAUAUAUGUAGUUUAGUGUUGGAGAAGAUGAUGGACAAAAUUGGAGGGAGGUCAAUAGUGUGGUUAAUCUUCGUAAUUUUGAAUCCUCUUAAAGGCGCUUAUAGCUAUACACAGAGCGAAGAACCGAAGUUGUCCACAUAGCUUGCACGACGAAGUUGAUAGAAAAUUGUUGAUGCUUUGCUUGCCAUUAAGGAACAAUUAAAUGAUCGUAUGGGUCUUUUAUUGAACUGGAACCGUAGUACCAACCCUUGUGAUUGGACUACUGUCCACUGCGACGACAAUGAUUCCGAGGAUUUUGUAAUAAGAAAGCUUGAAUUGGGGGGUAGCGAAAUAGGUGGUCGAUUGGCAGGAGAGAUUGGGAAGUUGAAGACCUUGCAAUCUUUAUUGACUCGCACAAACUACACUAUUUUUAUUGAUUUUUCGUUUACCGAGGCGGAUAGGAAUAUGAGCAAGAGCGGAAUUACUGGGAGCAUACCACCAGAAAUUGGAGACUUGAAUGAGUUGGUAACUUUGGAUCUGUCCCAUAAUAAUUUGAAUGACGUUAUUCCGUGGGCAAUUGGCAAAUUGUUGAAUUUGACAACUCUUCUGCUGAAUGAUAACGACUUGGUCGGUUGUGAACCGGUCGAUGCAAUCUCAAAUCUCAUCAUGAACGGCUCGCUAGAUAAUCGGUACUUCAAUUUAGCAAACAACCCUAAUCUGCACACCUCACCAAUCAAUCCGGGCGUAUGCGGGCCAUAGCUCUUGAUUGUUGCCUUCACUUCACCAAUAAUACUAUAUUAUUGAUGCCUAAAUUAUAUAUAUUUAUCAAGUACGUACUCUUAAUUUCUGUAAUAUGAUGUCUCAUGAAUGCAACGUGUUGUGCUUGUGCAUGUGGCUGCGAUUAACCAAAGUUGGACAAAUGCAUUGAUAUUUCAUGCAGAUUCUAUUUUAA
This is a messenger RNA of Striga asiatica, 944 nucleotides long. The record is from the annotation of a GenBank genome assembly. NCBI's taxonomy places the organism in Eukaryota, Viridiplantae, Streptophyta, Magnoliopsida, Lamiales, Orobanchaceae.